AAAAAGAAGCCCUAAAGGCUGUGUUCGGUCCAGUUUGGAGCGCUCAACAAGGGCUCAGGUCUGCUAUCACUUCAGCGCCAAACGUGUCUGAUAACCAUCACGAACAUGGAGGAUUUGAAGAAGAGGAAGCUGGAGGAGACCGUUGGCAACGGUGAAUUUUCGUCAGUCGAACAUUUGCGGUCUCUCCUUGAACCGCUUCCCAAGCCACAACUGGUCGAUCUCCUUGCCAGACUAGGGUCCCAGUAUCCUUCCAUUGCAGAAGAAAUAAAAAGUGUUGCCAGUGCAGAUCCUGUCAAUCGAAAGCUUUUUGUUCGUGGCUUGGCCUGGAAUACCACUUCAGAAACACUGUGUGCUACGUUUAGCGUCCAUGGCGAAAUUGAAGAAGGAGCCGUUAUCUAUGACAAAACGACAGGCAAGUCUCGUGGAUAUGGUUUCAUUACUUACAAGCAUAUGGAGUCAACUAAAGCUGCUUUAAAAGCACCUAGCAAAAUUAUUGAGGGUCGCAUGGCUGUCUGCAAUCUGGCUUGUGAGGGUCUAAGUGGAUCAAGUACAACUCCAGAUUUAGCACAGAGGAAGCUAUACAUUGGUGGGUUAUCACCAGAUAUUACAAGUGAAAUGUUGCUGAAUUUCUUUGGAAGGUAUGGUGAUAUAGAAGAAGGUUCGGUUGCCUAUGAUAAAGAUACAAAUGAAUCACGAGGGUUCGGAUUUGUUACAUAUACCACAGUCGAGGCUACAAAGAAGGCAAUAGAUGAUCCAGACAAGACCUUUGGGGGAAGGAACAUAAUUGUGAAGCUCGCCGAUUCACACAGGAACAAGAUGAUGCAGGCACAAGUACCCCCAGCUAUUCCUUCUAUGCCAUACCCAGUAGCAGCAGCUGGAUAUCCUCAACCUGGAAAACCACAUGGCGGUGUCACCCCUGUUGGCUAUGCAUAUCCCCCCCAAGCUCUUGCAUCAUAUCAUGCUUCAUAUCCUAGUCCAACGUCGGCGCAUGCUUCGUAUGCGAGCCAACCCCAAAUGCCACAUCCCCAUCAAGUGAUAGGAAAGAAAGACACUCCCGGACUCCACCUGACCACGCCUGCUGGAAUGGGAGGCUAUCCAUAUUAUAUGGCGAAACAAUAGCGCUACCGAUGUGAUUUAUGGGAGGGAUUUGGACAUUGGCAAUGGCCCUCUUGAAAUUGGGUAAUCUCUUCAUCCUUGUGUAGCUUGUUGGAGUAAUGUUAUUAGCAUCUAGAAAUAAUGCAUACUUAGUCAUUCUUAGGAUUAGAAGCAGUUGGUUCUGAGCAUGAAAAAUAUUGAACAUAUGACAGACAGAGUAUUCUUGAUCUUUCUGAAUUGCAUUUUACUCUCAUUUCCUGUUUUGAAUUUAGAAAACGGAUCUCAUAGUUACUGUUUACUGUAAGUAUUAGAUUAGAUUAGAUUAUUUGUGUUCCAUUAACAAUUUUCUUCAAGGAAGUUCUUCCAAAUUUUCUGUAA
Molecule: messenger RNA, 1473 nt
Organism: Cucurbita pepo subsp. pepo (vegetable marrow)
Lineage: Eukaryota; Viridiplantae; Streptophyta; Magnoliopsida; Cucurbitales; Cucurbitaceae
Product: UBP1-associated protein 2C
Molecular function (GO): RNA binding
Source: RefSeq, a predicted model, not a curated record